AUGACAAUGAGUUGGUUGUAUGAGUCAAAAAUUAUUAUUCUUGGUGAUUUAAAUGUUACGGAGUUCUGGAAUUGUACUACAGGUGAUGUUCUUCUUAGUAAUAAAGUAGCAAUUUUAGGAAAUAUGUCAAAUUUUUAUGAGCUCAUCCAGUAUAAUAAUAAUAUAAAUUGUGAUAAUCGAAUUUUAGAUUUAAUUUAUGCGAACUUUAAUCUCUCUGUAACAUCGGCAACUGAUUCGGUUACUCCUGAAGACCCUUAUCAUCCAUCACUGGAGAUUACAUUCGGUGUUAGUAAUGAUAGGACAAAAAAACAGAAACAUGGGGAUCAUAUUUUGGAAUUUAAUUUUAAAAAAGCUAAUUUAAUUGAUCUUUACACAGAACUAGCAGAACUUAAUUUUGAUUUUCUUAAGAAUUUAAAUAAUAUACAUGAUGCAGUUACUAUGUUUUAUGAUGCCAUACAUCCAAUUUUACGCAAAUGUGUGCCUACAAAGAAAAAACCUGCCGGUAAUUAUCCAGUUUGGUAUAAUAGAAAUAUAAUCAAUCUGAUCAAACAAAAAUAUAAAUUUUGGCUGCAAUUUAAGAAAACGAACUGUGUAAUUGCUCAUGAAAAUUUCAAAGCACUGAGAAGGGACAUAAAAAAACUUGUUAAAGAUGCUUAUUUGAUAUACAUGCAUAAUGUCUCAGCUAAUGUUAAAAACGAUCCGAAAAGGUUUUGGGGAUUCAUCAAGGCCAAAAACAACAUUUCAUCUGUUCCUACUACGAUGUCUUAUAAAGAAAAUGCUUUAAACAGCCCCCAGAACAUUGUGGAAACCUUUGCAGAUUUCUUUAAAACAGCUUUUAACAUCUCUAAUUCUGUUCAAAAUUCUGAUUACAAUAGUUCAAAUGAUCCAAGUAUCGACUACCUCAAUAUAGAGAACUUCGAUGAAGAAAUUGUAUUCAAAGCUAUGCGUAAAUUGAAACCAACUAUGACUGCAGGACCGGACUUAAUACCAUCAUUCUUAGUGAAAGAUUGUGCGACAAUUUUGGCAAAACCGGUGACAAUAUUAUUUAACAUAAUCUUGCGUACAUCCACAUUUCCUGAUGUGUGGAAGCAGUCGAGGAUUACUCCUAUUUAUAAAAAUGGCGAUAGAUCUAAUGUUACCAAUUAUCGACCCAUAACAAUAAUUAACAAUCUGGCAAAAGUUUUUGAACAUGUCCUUCAUAUUUUAAUCUAUCCACACGUUUCGAAUAUGAUCACAGAUAGUCAGCAUGGUUUUGUGAAAGUUUUGUUCGGUCUAGACUUGAAUAUGCAUCUGUAG
This is a messenger RNA of Zophobas morio, 1296 nucleotides long. RefSeq lists its product as uncharacterized. The transcript is spliced from 2 exons. The record is from RefSeq and is a predicted model, not a curated record. Lineage: Eukaryota; Metazoa; Arthropoda; Insecta; Coleoptera; Tenebrionidae. Bases 1 to 1296 code for a protein of 431 amino acids.